AUGGCAUCCUUGUUUCUCAAACUACUGCUUCUUGUCACCACAAUGCUGCUCGGUACAGUCAACUCUCAGAUCGAUCUAACCACCUACCAGCUCUUGACUGAGGACGAGCUCGAAUGGCCUUGGAUUAUGUCGGGUACUGAAGAAGGUAGGAAUGGCAUUGACAGGAGAUCACUUUAUAGGAAACACAUUCGAUAUUACAUUUCGUAUGGUGCACUCUCGGCUAAUAGGAUUCCAUGCCCGCCUCGUUCGGGAAGGUCUUAUUACACACCGGAUUGUUUCAAAGCUAGAAAGGCUGUUAAUCCUUAUACCAGAGGCUGCUCUAGGAUCACUCGUUGCAGGAGGUAA
This is a messenger RNA of Gossypium arboreum, 345 nucleotides long. RefSeq names its product protein RALF-like 34. NCBI's taxonomy places the organism in Eukaryota, Viridiplantae, Streptophyta, Magnoliopsida, Malvales, Malvaceae. The coding region runs from base 1 to 345 and encodes 114 amino acids. The record is from RefSeq and is a predicted model, not a curated record. The transcript has a single exon.